Molecule: messenger RNA, 907 nt
Organism: Nycticebus coucang (slow loris)
Lineage: Eukaryota; Metazoa; Chordata; Mammalia; Primates; Lorisidae
Product: RING finger and CHY zinc finger domain-containing protein 1-like
Exons: 1
Coding region: 402-749 (115 amino acids)
Biological process (GO): protein ubiquitination; ubiquitin-dependent protein catabolic process
Cellular component (GO): nucleus
Molecular function (GO): ubiquitin protein ligase activity
Source: RefSeq, a predicted model, not a curated record
GGGUCUACGGAAUGUGAGGGGCAGUGGAGGAGAUGGCGGCGACGGCGUGGUGACCGUGGCCGGAGUGAGGGCGGCGGGGCUGCGAGCACUAUGACAGAGGAUGUCUCCUGAAGGCGCCUCGCUGUGACAAGCUUUAUACUUGCCGGCUGUGUCACGAUAACAAUGAAGACCAUCAACUAGAUCGUAAAGUAAAGGAAGUGCAGUGUAUAAACUGUGAAAAAAUCCAACACGCCCAGCAGACUUGUGAAGAAUGUAGCACACUGUUUGGAGAAUAUUACUGCAACAUAUGCCACCUGUUUGACAAAGAUAAGAAGCAGUAUCAUUGUGAGAACUGUGGAAUUUGUAGGAUUGGUCCAAAGGAAGAUUUUUUCCACUGUUUGAAAUGUAACUUAUGCCUAGCUAUGACUCUUCAAGGAAAACACAAGUGUAUUGAAAAUGUUUCCCGGCAGAAUUGCCCAAUAUGUUUGGAGGACAUUCACACGUCCCGCGUUGUUGCUCACGUUCUGCCAUGCGGACAUCUUUUACAUAGAACAUGUUACGAAGAAAUGCUGAAAGAAGGCUACAGAUGUCCCUUGUGUAUGCACUCUGCACUGGACAUGACCCGCUACUGGCGCCAGCUGGACGAUGAGGUGGCUCAGACUCCUAUGCUGUCAGAGUAUCAGAACAUGACUGUGGAUAUUCUCUGCAAGGACUGUAAUGGACGAUCCACAGUUCAGUUCCAUAUACUAGGCAUGAAGUGUAACCUAUAAUACUGCUCAAGCUGGAGGACGUGGAGUUUCCCCGGAUUUGCAGUGACCAACCUUACUGUACUGGAUAAAACAGCAUUUUCAGAUAAAGAAAAGAUUUUCCUUAGUGUCCUGUUGCAAAGUGUUAUAAUCUGUGCAUUAGAGUCAAUGUGUUUUGUACU